AUGGUCUUGGCGUUUAUAGUUUCCAUUGUUGUCUUCAUAGGUCUCAUCGUUUGGAAUACCAUCCCUAAUGAAAACAGGAAUGGAAUAACGCCAUAUUAUAUAAUCAGAUGGUCUAAAUCAGUUUCAGGUUCUUCAUUGUCCAAUGGUUCUUUUCCAAGUAUUCACACACAAAGUAGCCUCUACACCCCAUCAACGGAAACUGUGUUUUCUUCGAUUGUGAAUGCCACUGCUCAACCUACUAUGGCUGUCAAGUCGUUUUUUACCCCUAGCAUGUCUUCAGUAAAAGAAGACACUCCAUCUUCUGUUCCGUUUACUGACUUGGCUGAAAAAGACAAAAUUAAAAAAAUAAAAGAGAUAGAAGAAGAAAACGCAACUUCAAAAUCCUCUCUAGACGGUGCACCAUCGGACAUUCCGUUAGCUGAGGAAGACGCAGAAGCAGAAGCGCAAGCGGAAGCAGAAGCGCAAGAAGAAGAAGAAGAAGAAGAAGAAGAGCAGAGUCCGACCGAGGUUUCCCCAUCUGCCUCGACUCCGUUCCUCUCGAACCACUCCUUCAUCUACCGCCCUCCUACCGACUACCAAACGCGUCUCCAGCGCUACGUCGCCGCCCACCCCUCCAACCGCUACAACUACCUCACGAACACGCCCGUCCUCCUCGACAACCUGCUCCGCCGCCGCAAUUCCUCACUUUUCUUCCGCCAGAACGGCACGCUCGCCUCCGUCCUCUCCCAAUUCGGCGCCUCGCUCUACCACCGCUGCGCCAAGCACGCCGUCGAGUACUCCUUCUGCCAGUACCACUGGCUCGUCGCCUGGGACUCCGACUCCCGCCAGUUCUACCCCUUCCGCGAGCAAAAACCGCUUCCCGAUUCGGCGGAGCCGGACUUCACGUAUGUGACGCACACGACGGUGGACCGUCUGCGGUACUUCAAGGUGCUGAGGGAGCUGUGGAAGGGACCGUUCUCCAUCGCGAUUUUUCUGCGGAGGUGGGACGUGAACACGGUCGACCGGUGGGUUCGAUCGAAUUCGGACGUGCCGCACCUGCGUCUGCUGUUCUACGUGGUGCCGUCGAACCUGCACUUCCCGAAAACGGACUACUCGCUGUGGUUCGAUCGAAGUUCCAUGCGGAAGAUCACGGAGGGCGCGUUUCUCUAUCCAAUCAAUUUGCUCCGCGACAUCGCCAUCAUGAACGUCGUCACCACGCAUUACAUCAAUCUCGACAUGGAUCUCUGGCCCUCCUACUCCACCUAUCAGAAUCUGCAUCGAAUCCCGCGGGAACUGCUGGAUCCGUGGAAAAACGUGUUCAUUCUGCCGGCGUUUCAGCUCACGGAGCGGUUCCGCAACCGGAUUCUGCAGAGUGGAAACCCGAACAUCGGGAUGAAGUACGUGUGUCACACGAAGGAGGAAUUGCGGCGGUGCAUCAAUCAACAUCGUUGCACCUACGCGAACCCCAACCAAAAUCGGCACGUUUUCUGCCAUUCCCGAAUUCGAUGUAGAACUGCGUGAGCAAGUAUUGGUACGGAAUGACGCAGCCGGUGGUGGUGAAGAUCCCGUGCUUGAACUUCACGCACAUGGAGCCGUACUUGGUGCUGCGUCGCGACCUUCGGACGCCGCUGUAUCAUCCGUUCUACGUGAAUUACGGGUUUAAUAAAGUGUCGUUUGUGGAGAACUUGCGGUUUG
Blastocystis hominis is the source of this 1674-nucleotide messenger RNA. RefSeq lists its product as hypothetical. The transcript is spliced from 8 exons. The record is from RefSeq and is a predicted model, not a curated record. Gene Ontology annotation, biological process: protein O-linked glycosylation via mannose. Gene Ontology annotation, molecular function: xylosyltransferase activity; glucuronosyltransferase activity. NCBI's taxonomy places the organism in Eukaryota, Bigyra, Opalinata, Blastocystidae. Bases 1 to 1500 code for a protein of 499 amino acids.